Molecule: messenger RNA, 4234 nt
Organism: Larimichthys crocea (large yellow croaker)
Lineage: Eukaryota; Metazoa; Chordata; Actinopteri; Sciaenidae
Gene: lrp13a
Product: low-density lipoprotein receptor related-protein 13
Exons: 21
Coding region: 80-4186 (1368 amino acids)
Biological process (GO): receptor-mediated endocytosis
Cellular component (GO): signaling receptor complex; plasma membrane; apical plasma membrane
Molecular function (GO): protein binding; hormone binding; calcium ion binding
Source: RefSeq, a predicted model, not a curated record
GCGAGUUGACUGGCCACACCUGGUAUCUUUAUAAAAUGCUACACUUGACAGCAUUUGCUCCGUUUUAUCUAGUGUGGCAAUGGGUGGACGUUUGUUUCUUUGUGCAGUCUUAUUGCAGUUGUCAGGGUUCUCGCAAGUUGUUUCAGCUGGAAGCAGUCCUUUGAAGUGUGCUGUGGGCAAUAAACCAUGCAGUGAUGGCUCAGAGUGUGUCCUCUACAACUAUGUGUGUGAUGGAGAGCCUGACUGCAAGGAUGGUUCAGAUGAAGAGGACUGUGCAUCAGAAUGCAGUGAAGAUCAGUUCCAGUGUGCCCAUGGCAAAAAGUGUAUAGACAAGGACCAGGUGUGUGAUGGUGUACCUCACUGUCAGGACCGCUCUGAUGAACUGCAGUGUAUGAAGCAAACUGAGGGCUGUGUUCACCACUGUGACAACAAGAGUCGCUGCUUGCCUCCAAAGCUCCUCUGUGAUGGAGAAAGGGACUGUAUAGAUGGCACAGACGAGGCCAACUGUGAGGACCAAGAGGAAGAUGGGCAUGAAAAGGAAGAAGGAACCAGUACAACGUCUCUGCCUUUUGCCUCUGUUGUCUCACCGACUCCCAUCAAGUGUCCUUUUGGCUCUAAACCCUGCAAGGAUGACAUGGAGUGUGUCCUCUACAAACACGAGUGUGACGGAGAAGCAGACUGCAGAGAUGGCUCAGAUGAGGAAGAAUGCACACUAGUCUGUGCAAAGGACCAGUUCCAGUGUGCCCAUGGAAAGAAGUGCAUAGAGCAGGGCCAGGUGUGUGACGGUGUGUCUCAGUGUCAGGACCGCUCUGACGAAAUGGGAUGUGCCAAGCAGAUGGAGGGCUGCGCUCACCAAUGUGAUAACAAAAGCCGCUGCAUUCCAAACAGCUUCCUCUGUGACGGGGAGAGAGACUGCGGGGACGGCAGCGAUGAGAAAAACUGUGUAGAUGAAGGCUGCAGUGCCACAGAUUUUAAGUGUACCAGUGGCCAGUGUGUGUUGGCCACAAUGCGUUGCGAUGGUCACCCAGACUGCUGGGACCGCUCGGAUGAGGAGAGCUGCACCAACGCACCAGCCUGUACCACCAAACACCGCUGCCCCAAGAGCAAGGAGUGUCUGGUGCAGGAGUGGAUCUGUGACGGGGAUCAGGACUGCAAAGAUGGCACAGAUGAGAAGGAUUGUCCUCUGGCUCCACUGAACUGCGCUGAGUUCCAGUGGUCAUGUAAAUCCAAGACCGAGUGUAUCCCUACAGCCUGGAGGUGUGAUGGCAUGAAGGACUGUGAUGAUGGCAGUGACGAGACUGAAUGUGGGGUGGUAACAUGCCUCCCUCACCAGUUCCAGUGUGGCAGCCAGGAGUGCCUGGAUCCAUCCCUGGUGUGCAACGGCAUUACCAACUGUGCAGACGGCUCAGACGAGGGAGGCAGUUGUCGGAUAAACUGUGCAGAGGCAGAUAGCCGCCGCUGUUCCCAGAACUGCUACAACACGCCACAGGGAACCCGAUGUCGCUGUGCAGCAGGAUUUAAGCUCAUGGAAGACGGACUGACCUGUGCUGAUAUUGAUGAGUGUGAGAGUCCAGGGGUGUGCAGUCAGCUGUGCUACAACACUCCAGGCUCUUACCAAUGUGACUGUCACCCCGGCUACAUAAUCGAGGCAGACGGACGCCAGUGCAAGAUCACCGGUGAACCCUUCCUGUUGGCGUCAAUCCAAACAGACCUCUUCUUGUUGGGCCUACGCAGUGGCAGCCUGGAUGUGUUGUCCUCCUCUGCCAAGAAGGCCAUCCUCUCCCUGGACUAUGACUGGAGAGAGCAGAGGGUCUUCUGGGUCAGUCUGGACACUGAGAGCAUUAGGUGGUCCUCAUUGGACCAGAAGACCACAGGAACUCUGAUUAAAGGUGUCAGAGCUGAUUCUGUAGCUGUGGACUGGCUUGGGAGGAACCUGUACUGGAUCGAUGGAGUAAACAGCAAGAUUGUUGCUAUCAGACUGGCCACAACCACUGUGAAUUCACUGAACCACAGUGUCAUCUUGGAUGAAGACCUGGAUCAGCCUCGCUCGCUAGCACUGUUGCCACAGAAAGGGCUGAUGUUCUGGACAGAGAUUGGUAAUGUGGUGAAGAUAGAGCGUGCUGGAAUGGACGGGUCAGAGAGGACAGCAGUGGUUAACUCCAGUCUGGGCUGGCCGGGUGGUGUGGCUGUCGACACAAUCUCUGACAGAGUCUACUGGACAGAUGAAAGGCUGAGGGCGAUUGGAUCUGCAACACUAGAUGGAGAUGACAUUCGGAUUCUGCAGAUGAAAGAGACGACCAAUCCAUUCUCCCUGGCAGUGUUCAAUGACAUCCUGUACUGGUCUGAUGCCAAAAAACGUGUUGUGCUGGCUGCUCAUAAAAUCUCUGGCAAAAACCGCCAAGUUCUCCUGAAAAGACCGAGACAGCCAUUUGGCGUCAAGAUCAUCCACCCGUUGCUCCAGAUGGGUAUUGAGGGCCUCUGUGAGAAGACGCACUGUUCCCAUAUGUGUGUGUUGGCCCCAGGACCUAAGGCUGUGUGCAAGUGUCCCUCUGGGCUUUUACUGGCUGAAAAUGGCCUGACUUGCUCCAGCCUGGUCAACUCUGCAUUCCUGCUGAUGCUGUCUCCCUCCACUGUCACCCAGAUCUAUUUGCAGUCCAGACACACAGCAGCCGAGUUGAAUGGCUGGCCUGAACACUUGGCCCUGCAGGUGCCCAGUGUCAAUGAAGCAGCCAUCAUGGACUACAGCCUACAUGACCACACCCUGUUCUUGACGGACGAUGGCACAACUUCACUCAGCUCCUUCAAACUGAAGGACUCUGACUUGUCUCCUCAGGGCCGGCUUCUAAAACUCCUGGGAGACACAAUCACCGCCAUGGCCCUGGACUGGGUAACAUUUAACGUCUACUGGAGCAGCAACAAACAACCCCGUCUGCAGGUCACCUCCAUUACCGCUGCACAUACCGCUGUUCUCAUAAAGGAAGGUAUAAGUAGAGUGAAGUCCAUCGCCCUCCACCCUCCCAGGGGAAGAGUUUGUUUUACUAACCUGGGCCUGCAGGGUACAGGUACUGUGGCUACUGUAGAGUGUGCCAACAUGGAUGGUGCUGGGCGGAGCGUGGUGUGGAAGGAUGCUGUCCAGCCCACAUCUCUGGCCUUCUCCACUAAUGGGGAUACAAUUUACUGGGUUGACACUGGUUUAGGGACCGUCAGCUCUGUCCAGCUUGACGGCUCAGGAUACAGAGAGUUGAAAGCUGGUGAUGGCUUGGCUGCUGUGGCUCUGAGCGAUGACGCACUACUCUGGAUGACUGUCAGUGGUAAUGGCCUAUAUAAUAAGACCAGGAUCUGGUAUAGAGAUGAGCAGCAGCAGAACAAGUUGUGGUUUGAGGUCGGCACAGAGGUGGUCAGCCUAAAGGCGUUCAGCAAGUCCAGUCAGACUGGUUCCAACCAGUGCACAGAAAACAAUGGCAACUGCCAGCACUUGUGCCUCGCCACCCCAGGAGGUCGAACAUGCAAGUGCGCACAUGACCACAUCCUUGUAAAUGCCACCCACUGCAGCCCAGAGCAGCACUGCCCAGAUGGCAGCAGGCCCUGUCUGGAUCAACUCUCAUGCCAACCUGUUGAGAAGUUCUGUAACGGGCACACUGACUGUUAUGACCACUCAGAUGAGAACUGCGUCACACUUAAGCAGUGGUCAGGAGCCAAGGUCCAUGCUCCCACCAGACCCCUCAGCUCCUCUACUCCACCCUCUUCUUUCCCUGCUCUCUCUGAGGUCGCCAGCCCAAACAACACCCUGAAUGUAGGCGGUCAGCUGAUGAACUUGGACACCCAGGAGUGCAGCCAGAAACUCUGCAGUGGCAACGGACGCUGUGUGGUGAUCAAUGGAGACACUGCGUGUGUGUGUUCACUGGGCUACAGUGGCGAUUCCUGUCAAGACCAUCUCUUGAAGACCUUGCAGAAUCCUUUUGUCUAUGGUGCCGCGGGCCUCUGUGCAGGAAUGGUGGUCAUUGCUGUGAUGGCAGUGGUGGUUAAGAGGAGGAAGAGUGCCAACACAAGGAGAGCUAGCCCCGCAGCAGUUAAGGAAACCAGUAUGACUGACCUGGAGAACAAAGCAGAGACCACGCAAAGUACACAAAUUUCCCCAGCCCCAAACACAGAUGAUCCAGAGGAAGUGGUAUCUUCUGUGGAUUGAGGCUGGUUCCUGGGCAAGCAACGUUUUAAAUAAACAGUUUGCAUUUUC